AUGAAUUAAAAUGAUGAUAUAACUAUCAAAUGCCCAAAUUCAGAGCAUACUAACAAUGUUAAAUUAGUAUGUUUUGAUGAAUCUUGUAAAGGAGAGAGAUUAUAUUGCAUUUAAUGUAUAAAAAAUGGAAUUCAUGUUUCUCAUCCUUAACAUUAAGAAGAAUUACCUAAAUUAUUUGAACAUAUUUAAAAAAUUGAUAAGGAAUGUGAGGAUUUAAUUAAUAAAAUGACUAAAUAAAUGGAUUUGCUAUAUCAAGACUUUUAUUUAUUAAUUGGAGGAAUAAGAUCCAAAUAUCAAAUAUCUAAAUAAUAAUUCUUGAACUUAAAUUCUUAAUAAAUGAAUUCUUACUUAAAGUAAAGUGUAAAUUUCAGAUCUUAUGAAUAAACAAUCAAUUACUAAGUAUAAUAAUAAACAAAUGAAUUCUAAUCUUAAAUAUAAAAGUUAUUGUCUGAAUUACAAUUAACUCAAUUAACUUAUUAUCAAAUAUCUAACUUAAAUCUUAUUAAAUCAGAAGAAUUAUAUUAAAAAGGUAUUAAAUUUAUAAUUUAGGAUAUAAACUAUAUUGGAAUGAUUAAAAAUUUGAUGAGGCUAUUAAAAUAUUAGAUUAAGCAUUAAGUUUAAAUUCAAAACAUUAAUCAUCAUUAUGGUGUAAAGGUAUGUUUAUAUUUUAAUGUAAUAGCUGACAGUUUAAGAAUGCUUGGUUAAUAUAAUGAAGCAAUCAUUUGGGCAGAUAAAGCUUUGUAAGUAGAU
This is a messenger RNA of Paramecium pentaurelia, 750 nucleotides long. NCBI's taxonomy places the organism in Eukaryota, Ciliophora, Oligohymenophorea, Peniculida, Parameciidae. The record is from the annotation of a GenBank genome assembly.